AAGGUCAUUUAAAUAUACUACACGUGAAAGGGACUUUCAUUCACCAGUUUCAAAGCUCCUCAAACAACAGGUGCAUUAAAGUAGCUGAAUUAUUGGUAGGACGUUGAUAUUGAUAAUUAAAUCUUGUUAAACCAGCGGUUCGCAAUGAGGUCUAACAAGUUUGCAAGACCGUUCGCCAUGUGACGCGAUCAUCAACUACACUUUCAAGGCAUUCCAUUACAAAGAGGAGAAGUGCUGUCUUGAAAAACUGUUUUGACAUUUAAAAAUAACCCUAAUUAAUCACUAUAAAAAGAACAAAACGGGUGGUAGAUAGAACUAUACAACUAAGGAAAUGUCCAUUUAAGCAGCCCGACAUCGAAUCUCGUUGAGAUAUUUGUUUUAUUAAAUAUUUUCCCAAUGGUUGUAGCUUGAAUCGCCUUGAUCAUUCGCUUUUCUUCUCAAGUUUAGAUUAUGCAUCGUCGACACUGAAAAUCAUUUUACGAAGUUACUGCAGCUAAAAUGCCAACUCUUGACGACAUAAUUGAGGGCGCUACUGAUAAAAGCAAACGGCAACUGCAAGAAGCUUUACUAGGGCUAUUGAAAGGGAAUCCAGACAUUUUAGAUUUGGUAACGAAAUCAAAGACGAAGACACUGCAGGACAAAAAUGAAAUUGUAAGUUUAUUUUUAUGAUUGUUCAUAACAAUAAGAAACACCAAAAGCUUAAGCUUCAGGAAAGCUUUGCCUUGGAACUUUUACAAGGGUAUACUCCUAAUAGCGUCAGUAUGUAUAUUCUCUAUAAUGGUCUUCAUACAUUUCCUAUGAUACAGACAAGGAGAAUAUGAUUAACAAUCAAGAAGUUUCUGCGUGGGUGGUCAUUUCCUGUAUUCUCAUGACCUUGAUGUUUGAUUCAGCUUUUAUAUUAUAAAGAGAAAUUAGAUGCUGGUCACUCUAUGGGGUGAGUUGGCUAACCCCCAUUGAACCUGCUAAGAAAUUUAUAUGUAACUUCUCAAAUGGAAUUUCAGUGCAUUAUUUAGCAGUUGUGAGAUGAGAAUAACUAUACUUAUCAGCUUAAGGUGACUUCUUCAUGAAAGACCAAAUUCUCUUAAUUUUAUUGAACAAAAAUGUAUAACAGCUAGAUGAGAGAACUUCUAAUCAGAUCAGGGGAAUCAGAGUUAACUCUUUGAUUUUUAUUAGUUAUUGUUAUGUUAUUCUCUAGUUGUUUCGUAAAAAAAGCUGUGGUUAUUCAUCAUGGUGAAUAACAAUAAAAGCUAAGUUUUUCAUUUGUCUCACAAUGUAGUCACGUGUGAUGCAGAUUGUAACGUUUCAACUGCACACCACUCGUCUUCUUCAGGCAAUGAGGUUGACUGGUCAUGCUUGAUCUUAUAAAGCAUGAUGCUCUGCUGUGAUUAGUUGAUUUUUUUUUUCAACAGCUCUGAUUGGUGCAUUUCGAUCCUUGCUGUUUCACACAGUGAUUUGCUCCCUUGGUGGUCCACUGUCGCACAACUCUCCUGUUGUUGUGUUUUUUGAUUGUGGGCAUCCACACUUCUGGAAUUUCUAUUCCACUAUCCAUGUUGAUGUUGUUAGGGUGAAGUCUUAUAUGAAUUGCCUCUUUGAACCUGCGCAUGUAGUAAUUAGACAAACUAAUUAAACAUAAACUUUACUUCUACUUCCAGAGUGGCUUGUGUCUGGUGUUGUGGGCAUCACACGUGACUACAUUGUGAGACAAUUGAAAAACUUAGCUUUUAUUCUCUUGUUGUUGUCAGUCAAUUCUGCAGACAAGAACCCUUCUCAGGACUACUCUCGCUUGGACAAUCAGGCGACAUGAUCAUGUUUUAUUUGAAGUAAAAAAAAUGUCACCUCUGAUUUGUAUUCUAUUCACAAAAUCUGUAGACUGCAAGAUGUGCAAAUGAGCAAGAUGCACAAUUACAGAGAAGCUCAUCACUGUCCCACCCGGAACUUGAAAACCAACUUAACCGGUCUCCAAGACCCAGAUAUCAGUGGCAGUUGUCUGACAGUGGUGAGGAUGAUCAAUUUUUUAAUAAAUAUGUUGAUGAUCAGUGAGCACAAAAGCUUGUGCUUGAGCCUAGAGGCCUGUUUAGGCAGCGCUUUUUCUGGUUUCCCUAGCAUGAAGUAACUUAGUGUAUUACUACUCCCACCAGAUGGAAUGCCAAUCCAGCACAUUGUUACAACCCCCCUCCCCUCCCUAGCAUUUCAUCAGGCUUCCCUGACAAGGAUGAGUAAAGGUAGGGUCCUGCUCACAUUUCACAUGCAUCAGAAAGGAGACAUAAUGCAUCAUGAAAAAUCAAAUGAAUAACUUUAAGGUUCAGGACUCAUGAAAAGCAAAACAUUCACAGCUCACAGGUUUUAAUUUUGUAUUUUCACUGGUCACAAAAAUUUUUAACACCCAAUCCAGUGUCAUGCAAUAACCCUUCUACCCCCUUCUAAAAAGUCACCAGUACCAGUUUAUACUCCUGGGUAAAGAGAGGCACCAUGAAAAUCAAUUUUUUUAGCCCAAGAACACAACUUGGUGACCUGGCCAGGCCUUGAACUUGGACUCUCAACAUGGAGUCCAGCACACUAACUUUUAGCCACCCAUGAUUAACUGACAUGGACUGAUUAAAUCUGUAGUGACUGCAUGCUUUGUUCUGAGCCAGGGAAAGGCUAGAAAACUCAGCAAAUUUCCAAGAAUUAGAUUUUCAUCUUGCAAUCCAAAAAUUUGAGCUUUUGAAAUGAAUAAAACAUGUUCAUUUCUAAAACACUAUGAAAAAUGUUCAGCCAAGAUUAUCUGUUGUAAUUUUUGUUUAAAGUGAUCAACUAAAGGAAAAAAUAUCAUUGUUUUUCAAACCAUUUGAAGGUACAUGUAAAUGUAAUGUGUAACUGUAAUCUGCACUGAAGGGGUACAAAGAAGGGUCAGGUAGUGAUUUUAAUUAGAGUUUAAUAUACCAAAAAAUCUCAGAAACUACCAUGGCAUUAUUGUGGUCAUUUUUGAUCCAUCCUUAUGCCUUGAAAGGUUUUGAAAAUUACAUUUACUUUCUGCUGUUGCAAUUUCCAUUUUUUUUUUCACAUUCAUUCAUUUAGAUGAUGGCAUAGACUCUACAUGGACUGCCACUACAAAGCACAUGUCACCUCGUGAACUUAGCAAAUGGCGCAAAGAGCUUUAUUCUAUUUACACAGGAUAUCUACCCUGUGACAUUACAAAGGUAAAGGGUUAAAAUUUAUUGUUUUAAACAUCAACAUUUAACAGUCUGAGGGUUGGUGUUAUAAGUGCCAAAUAGUACCUUGGAAAAUUACAGGCCUCAGAAAGUUUUGACUGAUUGCAAUAUCAUUACAGCCUUAAGUUAUAAUUAAUCUUGAAGUCUAGCAUUUUUUUUAAAGUCUGUUUGUUUGGCAUGUUUUGUUAUAGAUUUGGGUCUGUAGCAAGGGUAGCCAAGGGUAACAUUGAGUUAUGGUUGUGAACAAUAUUAGUCUGUGUAUCAUGUCCUGUCUGGUUGGGCACACAAUCCUAUGAGGUUCCUGCAUCUUGGGAGUCUCAGAUUUGACCAAUUACCACCCCCACACCCUACAGGUGGUACUUUAACAUUUCCUUUCUUCCAUAGAAAGAGCUAGUACAGCUGUUUGGUGAAGUUGGAAAUGUACAAGAUGUUCAUUUACAGCCAUCAAGAGGAGGAAAUUACACUUAUGGGUGUGUAUGCUUCUUUGGUAGACAAUCGCUUCUUGUCUUCAGUUUGAUUGAAGUAUUCUUAAUCUCUCUUCAACUGAUUAGUUCUGAGAAAUCACCAUGCACUGACAACAUCACCCAAAAUUGAUCAAAUCUCAGUGCAGGGAAUACCAAGCUCAUUCAUCCUGGAUCACCCCCUUCCAACCCCCUUUGAAAAAGAAAUAAAAACCAAAACAAAACCUGGCUAUCAUUGCCUCUGUCUGAAUAGCAUUACUAACAAAUUCCACUUUUCCUUUACAUAGAAGUACUUCCUCUCACAUUCCUUUGUAUUCACUAUGCCAUUGAAAGAAAGGAGACACAAAUUAAGUUGUUCUUGAUUUUGCUGCAGGUGUAUGUUUCAGUUUUUCAGUUUCUUUGACUUCACGAAAUUAAAUUCUCUCAAUAAAUACAUGAUAAAUUGUCGCUGCUUUUAUUUAAGAAAAAAAAUCAUUUAACACACAGGAUUAAGGACUUCAGAAAAGCCAGGAAAAGACUUACUUCCCUAAACUUCUCCGAAUUUCUUUGAUUAAAAACAAGCUAACAGAAAAUAAAGUUCUUGGAAGGUGGAAACACCAAUGUUCGCCAAGGGCAACCUUUUUUUUUACCUCCGGUUACCCACGGAGGGUCAUACAGAUUACAAAAAUGAUAUUUAUAACUAUCAUAACUGUUCAAUUCAAGUGUGAAAAACAUUUCCUAUCUAGAAAAAUGAUGUCUCACAAUGCUGGAAAUCAUGUCUCACAGGGUUUAGAAUUUCAAAUGUUUCUUUGGGAGCUUGCCCUCAAAAAACCCCGACGGGACAUGUUGCUUUGAGACAAACCAUGUUUGCUAUUCAAGCAUAAUUCAAUUCAGCUGCCUAAUAAGUUCAUUCAUGUACUGUAUCACAUUUUCCAAUGACAAUCUUGGCUCUGGAUAUUUGUACCUCAAUGGUUGCACCCUUUGUAGUUUCUUUUGCUGGUAAUAAAAAGUCAACACAACUAAAGUAUGUUUCCUAAUACUAUGCAAUACUUGAAUUAAUUGAAUAAUGACAAGUAAUUCAAAGUGGGAUUAUACAAAUUGCUUUACCACACUGUUGUGGUGUAAGGUAUACUCCAAAUGGAACAUUUUCAAAAUGGUAACAGAUAGGUCUGUCUAACACACCUUGCCAUCUUAAAAUUGAAAUAAAUGUAAACAUUUGUAUUAUGUCAAAAUCUUUUGAACAUAAACAUGAAUUGAAUUGAUUUUAAUCUGAAAUUGAUUUUUAUCUGAAAUUGAAUCAGUAUUAUGCAGAUACCAAGUACAGCCUGAGUGUUGCUGGGGUAUAAUUCUAGUACAAAUAAGAGAUAUUUAGAUUCUAGGAUAAGUUAACUUGGAUUACAUGAAUUAACCUAAAGUUGUUGGUGAGAUACUCAUUAAAUAGAUAUCUUACAAAUUGAUGAGCAACACAGGUUUAUACUGGCUCACUUAUUUCCUGUAAGAAAAUCUCAAACUCAUAGUUGCACUUGUCCUAAAGUACUGUUCCAAUCUGAAGCUGAAAUGGUGUUGUCUGGAAACCAAGAAAAUAAUGCUAGAUACACUACUGAAAGUGAAAGACAGUAAUAUUCCCACAAAACACUGGCUGCAUGAAAAGAAAAAUGCUUUGGUAAAACAUAAAGAUCCACAUCCACUCUAAUAAUUGUUUCAAAUCCAAUCAAGGCCAGUCCAGUGUGAACAAAGCCUAAAAUUUAUGCCGUAAGGACAAUUUUAGAAGACAAAUUGUACAUAAACUCUGAUAUGUUGAAUGUUGACAAUAACUGUCUCUUAAAAAUAUUGUAACUCUCUGUAUUGUCUCUCUACAAGCCUUCUGUAUAGCUACCCUACCCCACUCCUCGCUAAUUAGCUGAACGGUAUCAGAUGUUAAAUUUGCGAUUUUUAGUAAAUAAAGAAAUUAUUUGUAAGAGAAAUGUUACCAAAUUCAUUCUAAUACAAAGAACUCUUAUUUAAUGCGCCUUUGGCCAUCCGCUUUGGUCGUCUUAGAAAUUCGUCGAUUGCUCGAACACAGUGCUUCCAAGUAUUCACCUUUUCAUCAGAUGCGAUUGCAUACACAUCAAACACGGUUUCCUUUACGAAACGAAGGCGUUCGGGAUCAACUGCCUCCUUCCCUCUCGUGCCUGUACAAUUCCUGUUUUCUAACUCAUUAUUUUCGAAAAUAUGUCUCAGCAACUGGACUGCAAAGUUGCCGAUUGAGCAACUUUUGCAUUUGAUCUGGGUAAGCUCAUCAGUAGAGAUGUAUUGUUGCGGAAACGAAGGAGGGCGCACAGGAGGUGCGACGUCUUGUUCGUUGUCCGAGCCGGGCGAAGAAGCUCCACUGGAAGGAAGCGGUUUUACAGGGUUGGCAACCAUCGAUGGUGUGCUUGAAUUUAACGGCGCUUGAGGCCGUGUCGGGGUGUUAAUGGGGGUUGUGUUUUCCACGCGCGGGGAGGGUGAAACGGAAGGUGGCGGUGCUCCACUUGGGAGUUGUGUGGCGGAUGAAACUGGUGGCUGCUCAACUCGCGAGUUGUCACUGCUGCCCAGAUUGGUUGGUAGAGGGGCUACCGUUACUGUGUUGGGAAUGGUGUUUUGGAUUGGAAGGGAGCUCUGAAGCGCUGGGAAGAAUGCAAACAACUGCUCCAUGCCUCGCAUUAUUUUGUUCUGGUUGUGAAGAAUAGUUGCUUGGUUCACCAUUAUGGCGCGUUGGUUUUCCAAGAUGGCGGAAAAACGAUCUUGAUUUAGUGAUUCAUUUGGUUCCAUGGCCAUAUUUUGGACUCUGUCACUUGUUAGAACCGGUCAGUAAAUUAAUUCUGUUGUGGUAGAUGGACGUUGCGGGUAUUCACACCGGUUGGAAGCGUUUAUGACGUUGUGUUUUGACAACUGCGAGUAAAAUGGCGUCCACGAAAGUGAAUCGCGAGUAAACCCGCGUGAUUCGAUGCUGAGCUACCACGCGUCUCACGUGGUAACGCGCAAACGAGGGCGGAACUCAACGUCACGCAAUCAGACAGCAAAGGAAAGUGGAUAACUACGAAUCUUUCGGCAGUGAAGAUGCCGUUUUAAAAAUCCUUUUUAAUUUAUAUUUUUUUAUGUUUACUCCAUUUUUUGCCGAAAACUGUUACUUAACCAAAUUAGAAAACAAGAGAAAACAUUUUAAAAACAUUGUUCAGAUGGAAAAAAUAGUCAGUGGUGCCUGGUGACAAAAAUUUCAACAUUCUCCAUCUUUUAUCAUCCCUCAUUAAUUUUCCUGCCUCCAUAAUGCAACAAUGACUUAUAAAAGAUUAUCUGAAUUAUCAUUUCAUUCCAGAGUCAUUUAAAAAUUAAAUUUAUAAAAGUUACUAGUGAACCUUAUACUCUCAAAUUCCUUUAUUGCCAGCCAUGCAAUGCUUCAUCAACUUUGCAGGUAUAGAAGAAUUAGCUUAACAAAGACAAAAUUUGUGGUAAGCUAGCCAAAACAGCUAAGCUAAUCACUGUGAUCCUAUUAUAAAAGUAAUCACUCUAAUCCUAGUUUUAUAACUGUAAGCUAUGCUUUGUUUCUCCACAGCUUCAUUAGAUAUUGUACACUUGAUGAGUGCCGUGAUGCAAUUGCAAUGCUCCAUGGCCGUCUCCUUGGCAACAGCACCAUAACAGUAGAGUACGCAUCUGAGACUAAAGGAAGAAUGUCGUGUGAUGAUCCAGAUGAUGUACCUCAUGGCAGUAAGUGAUCUUUUAAAAUUUUCAUCCCAUGCAGGAGAUUCAUUUGAAAUUUAGAAAAUCUCUCAUGCAGUUGCAUAAAGGAGCUACUUUGUGCCCAAUUUUUGGGUUGUUUUUAUGGAACAGACAAAAUAAAUGGGAAAUUGGAGGACAGGAACUGCAAAAUGUUAGGUUGGAAAAAGAAAUAAAAUGGGAAGAAUAAAUGACAUAGGAAUGUUCAAAAUUGGUUACAUAAAAAGGUCUCAUGCAGUUGUAUUAAAGGAGCUGUUUUGUACCCAAUUUUUUUAAGUUAUAUUUUUGGAAUAGACAAAAUUACUGGAGGAUUGGAGGAGAAGAACUGCAAAAUGUUAGUGUGGAAAAAGAAAUAAAAUGGGAAGAAUGCACAAAAUAGGAAUAAUCAAAAUUGUUACACAAAAAAGAGAAAGUGAAGAAAAAUUUAAAAUGACCAUCAAAUGAAAACCAUCAGAAGAUAAGUUCAGUAAGAAGGGAAAAUAAAUACAUAUAUAUGUAUAUAUACACCCAUUUUCAAACUGUUGCAAUUUUAAAAAAAAUUUAUAUGCCUUUUGUUUUCUCAUAUAUAUAUAUAUAUAUAUAUAUUUAUAUAUAUAUAUGAAAACAUCAAAUUGGAAAGGUGAAACCAAAAUGGAAUAAUACAAGAACAGUUACAGUUGUAAAGAGAAGGUUGACAUUGAUUUAAAUAUGACCCAGCAGGAGGGAUACAAGAGCACAUUAGUUUGGCUAGAUGAAAAAUAAAACAAUCAAAAAAAAAAAUGAAAGAGUAACUUAAAAAGGAUAGUAUGCAAAUGGUAACAAUUGUAAGGAGAAGGUUGUCACAGAAAAUGACCAACAUUAGGAACUUAACCUAAAAUUUUCAAGAAACGCAAACCUUAAGGUACCAAGUUGAAAGGGUAUCACUAAGCAAAAGUGUAAAAUCUAGUUCUAAGAUUCUAACUCUUAAAACCUACAAACUCUCAUGCCUUGGGUGUGAUUCUCAUGCCUGCCCUUCAAAGACUCUGAUCUCACAUCGGCUCAUACCUGCUACCCAAUUUCUCAUGCCUAGCAAAUUAUAAGGGAAAGUUAUUUGACUUAUUUCUUGAUUGGUCUGCUACUUUCCUCACAGAGAGGGACAGACUUUUGAGAGAUGACUUCCCAAGACCAGAACAGUAUCGCUCUAUGUCUGAGGGGGAAUCUCAGGAGAAAAUGGUUCUUUGGAAAUUGCGUUGUUCUGCAAGGAGGCAGAAGACAUCAAGUACAGGAAAUAUGAUGGAUACACAAGGUAUUUUUCCUUUUCCAACUGUAAAGAUGGCUAUGUCUAAGGGGUCAAAUGCACUAAAACUUGUUGGGGCAUAUCCACAGUUUGUAUCGCAGGAGGUGACAAUGGCAACUUUGUUGGCUAUUUCUGGAUGAGAUGCUUGUCUACUGCAGUUAGGGUCAAGACUCUUGACAAUAUUGACCCACUUUUGUGUGUUUUACUUUCACAAAUUUCAAUCAAAAGGAUGUUUUUUUCAAGAUGGAGAAGAUCCUAUGCACAAUAACUUCUAAAAAGACAAAAAAGCAUUAAGACAUGACUCUAAGUGAAAGUUAAAGACUCCUGACUCAGAUAAUAGGCUUUGGGAAGUGACUUAAUCAGCACUUUCAUCAAUUAUAAAAUUCAUUAAAAAUUUCUAAUUCAUAUUUUAAUCCUCUCAAAGAAGAUAAUUUGAUCUACUUCCUCAGAAUGUGACAAAGAAGAAUCCCUGAUAAAUGCUCUUCAGGAAAUAGUAAAGAAAGUAAGCAGCCUUCCAGGUGACACCUUAGCCUCGCCCUGUGGAUCCGAGGGCACUCCUUGUUCACCUUGGAUUAUGAAGGAGAUAAAUGGGUGAGCUAAAUUUUAGUGGUGGAUCUAGGGAGACAAUCUGGAAUAAUGUCCUGACACCAACCCCCCCCCCCCCCCCAUAGACUUGACUGAAACUUAGGCUUUUCCAGUAACAAGAUCCCCUAUCACCUCUUAACUUGAAGAAUUAAAAAAUCUAAUUAUCUUGAAAACUUCAUAGGCUUGUUAAGCUUAUCAAGAACUCGUGUGUUUUCUGAAUCUUAGGCAGUCCUGUCAUUAACUCUAUACAUAUUAACCCUCUACACCCUAACAUCAGUAUUCAUAUUCUUCAUACUGCUCUCAAUACAUUUCCUAAGGGACUUGCAAGGAGAAUUUGUAUAACAAUCAAGGGCUUCUUAAAUCACUGAUUGUUUCCUUUAUUCUUCUGACCUUUGCAUUUGAUUCAAAGUUGAUCAUGUAGGGAGAAAUGAGAAGCCAGUCACUCUUAGGGGUUUAAGGGUUAAGGGUACAUAUUGAUAAAAACUUAAAAUGGAAUUGUCAUAUACAGAGUGUUUGUAAAAAGAUUGCCUCUGCCUUAGCUGCAAUUAAAAGAAUGAGCUAUCUUGUUCCUUUAAAUGUUCUGAAUUGAUUCGUGUAACAGCAUAGUCCAACUAGAUUUUGAUUAUUGCAGCGUUGUUUGAGGCAACUGCGGUUUUGGCCUUUGUGAAAAAAUACAGAAGCUUCAAGACCGCGCAGCCCGUAUUAUAUUGUAUGCAAGCAAUGAGGACGAGAUUGACGAGCUGUUCCAGGCACUCAGCGGGCGAAAACUUAGUCAUCAAAGACUGAUAGCCACCUCUGUUAUGAUGCUCAAUACUUUAUAUGGAUUGACCCGUGAAUAUCUACAAUCUCCAUUUAUAUUCCGAAAUGAUAUUACUUCACACCGACUGACGAUGCUGAUAAUAAAUUAUUGGUUGUUCCACAACCCCGCACCAACUAUUUGAAGAAAACCUUUUCCUGCAGGGGUGCUAUGUUCUCGAAUAGCCUUUCCCAUGAACUUCGAGCAACAGUUCCUUUAUGCGAAUUUAAAAUUAAAGUGCGUCAUUAUAGCUUUGUCUGAGACAUGGCAUCCCAGAAAUGCAGCUUUAGUGAUAUAAUAGGUCUUAUUCUUGUAAUACUGUAUUAAUAUAUUAUAAUAUAUUAACUGAAGGAUUUUAUCGUCUAUUAAUUAAGUUAUCUAUCUAUUUAUCUGUGCUUGUUUUCUCUUAAUUCAGCGGCGGUGAACAUCAUAUGUCCAACCAACAGUCAGUCGCAACACACUUUACCGAGGAGGGUUUACAAAGCCGUAGGAUUUACGAGCACAACGUGACUAACGGGACGAAUACAGAAUGUUUACGAAGCAUGGAGUUGACAAAUCAUCAGGAAGUUUUUCAAUACACGGAUAGCCAACUUAUCUCAGGAAGACCUUGUGAAGCUGACGCACUGCAUUCAAGAAACUCUACACUUACGCUCUCUCCACUCAAACGCUAUGAUUCAGUAGGCAGCCCUGGCAUGAGAGUCUCUCAGGGAAGGUACUUCUCCCCAAGCAGCUCUGAUGAAACAUCAUCUCCAGGGAGGUACACUUCCCCGAUAGGCCAAGAUUUUACUCCUUCUCCGACAAUCUAUACAUCUCCAAGCUGCCCAGAUGUGACUCCUUCGCCAAGACGAGGUGAUACCUCACUCAGUGAAGUAGAAACCAGCGGCUCUUUCAGUUUCGGCUCACUGUCGCUAAAGAAACCCCUCAGGCAAGAUUGCAAUAACUGCCAUGAAGAGAUCACAAGCAAUGUAUUAAAUUCGAGCCACGCGGGAAGCACACCAUCUCCUUGCCACUCGUGUGCGUCUUCUUUGAAUGGCAUGGAACUCUGCUCUUUUGAAUCUGAUAGGCAUUACAACGAACUAGGGCCAGAGACUUCAGGAGAGUCGCCAGUGUCUUUUAAAGUACCCCAUCAGGAUCAAACGGGUGCUGCUGUGACUACCAUAAAUGGAGAAGUAGUUCAAGAUUUUAAGGGUGUAUCACCGCGACAUGAUCAAAUAAAGGUUCAUGAUACCUUUGUUCAGAUAGGAAAAGAAUCAGAUUCAGUGCCGACAAAAACGCCUCCUGUUCAAUGUCUUCCACGAGAACAUCCUCUUGAAGUUGAGAAGAACACUUACCCGGCUUCUUUGAAACCACUGUCCCCUAAUAAUGCAACGGUUCCUCUUUCAUCCGUUCCUGCUUUACUUCCGGCUGAACUUGUGUCUCCCGCGGGCUCGAGCACAGUGGGACCGCAUGUAUCACCGCCAAUCGAUCCUGGUAGUGGAUCGGAUCCUCCUACAGGCGCUACUGCUUCAUGCACACCAGAGCCUGUUUCUUCUUCAAACUCAAGCACGGUAAGACCCCUCAUGAAACAACAAUUAUUCUCCAACCCUUCCCAUGGGCCUCAUGGACCCCAUGGGCCACCCCAGCGUAUUCAACCAAUGCCGGUAAGCAUGGCUUCCAGAUUCCAACACCCUGACUUUCCGAGGCACCAGUCGGGUAAUUUGCCAUUUUUGCCUCCUGCUGUCUUCAACCCAGGGAUGUUUCCAGGAUGGAAUGCUGAUGCUUUUCUUCAACAGCAGCUUCUGGCGUCGAGGCUGCCGUUUGGACCACCAUUUUACGCAGGAAUGCGUGUAAUUCAACCAAAUAGUCCAGUAUCUUUGCCCUUACAGGAGCUCCGAACUUCUCUGGGGCGAUCCAACAGGGGUGCAGCAGGGAGGGGACGAUCAUUUGCACCAAGAUUUCCCAAUGCAAAUCUUGGAAAUAUUAGAACUCGUGGCGAAAUUGAGAAUAGUGAGUUACCUUCAACGACGAACUUGCAGGAAACCUCUUCCGUGAGGAACACUUCAGACACACCUGAAGAUUAUACUCCCACUUUAUCUCAGAAUCAGAAAACCAAACUUGAAUCAGCAAACAUCGACCCUUUGCCGCUUUUCAAGAGCACACCGUAUUGUAGCCGUAACAAAAUUGACGAGGAAACAUCUUUGACUCAAAGUCCAGGAAGCAGUAAUUCUCCUCCGGACGGAAGCUGCUUUGAUGGUUUGGCAAAAGAGUCGGGAGAAGGGACUGAGUUUCGACGCUUUACACACGUACGUCAGGAGGCUGACGAUCAAGGAAGAUUCAAUGCUAAGGAUGUGAAGCGAGUUUCAUCUUCAAGCGGCAUCUUAGAAAGUUUGGAAAACGAGAUGCAAAACUCUGAUGUGAAGAGCUUAUCUCCAAGUAAAAUGACACAGAGUGAACUGCGUCUCAAAGAGCAAAAGGUGAGUUUUUGAGAGAUGUUUCCAUUUGUCAGUGUGUUAACAAACUGAAAGCGAGGGACAAAUAGGUCGUUGGCUGGGAAGUGACGAUUACACCUAACCGUUUUCGCCUCUGACAGUAGUAUACUUAUUCUCGACAUCGUUUUUAUCCGUUUCUUUUGGUGCUGACUUGGAGAUUUUGUUUGAAAAUGGAGAGCUUUUCUAGUCGGUUGUAAUCUCCUCUGGUUGGGUUGAAGGCUUUAGUUACUUUAAGUCUUACAGGUAAACUUUAAACUUCCCACUUUAAAUUUUCGCGUAAGAAAUACAAGUACUCUUCUUUUUUGGAAAUUUUUCUUUCUCGACAAAACACAACUGAGCAUUCUUAAAUCAUAGUUGGAAUAAUGUCCGUGACAAAAUUCACUUGCUUAUAAGUGGAGAUAUUAAAAGAGUGUUACAGGAGUCUUAUUUGUUUGUGUUGUGUGUCAGUGUUUCUAAUCUUUGUAGCCUUCACCUUAUCCAAAAGUUUUCUUUGUUUUAGAAUGAGUUGAAAAGGAUCGUCUGUGAGAAUGAAACAAUGCGUCGGAACAUAGACUGGACGAAAUCCAGAGGAAUGGCGGGUAACAGGUAUCCCAAAAAAAAAAUUGGAAAGAUUGUCAAUCUGUUUUCUCUUGUUGUUCGCUGUGGUCUCAUCGUUAAACCGAAAAUUCGCAACACACUGGAGCUCGAAUCCUCACUAGGAAGUUAGAGCAUUUUUGUUUAGCGCUCUGGACGAAUCUCUGUUCAUUAGAUUUUUGGUCGUUGUUGUUUUUUAAUUAGAGAAAUUUUCAAUUGAGUUUCGAAAGCAACCCGAAUUGCAUCGGUUUUGCUUUACUUCGCUCUGUGAUUGGUCUAAAAACGCACGCCACUCUCAACCAAUCAGAUACAAAACUCAAACUAAUCACGACAUGAUCACCGGCGUUUUCCCGCGCUUUAGGCAUGUCAGUGCCGACAAAAAAGGCCUCCUAUUCAAUAUCGUCCACGCGACCAUCCUCUGGAAGUUAAGAAGAACAAUUACCCAGCUUCUUUAAAACCUCUGUCCCCUAAUAGUGCAACGGUUCCUCCUUCAUUGGCCCCUGCUUCUCUCCGGAAUGAACUUUUGUCUCCCUUAGACCCAAGCAAAACAGCGCUUAACGUCUUAACACUACAACUUUAUGAAUGCAAUUUUUGUGUGAACUUUUAGGGAAGAAGAAAGUCAGCUCAAAGAAGAAAUUAGUGUUAAAGAGUUCUUUUUACAAAAGGAAAAGGAAAUAUUUGUUUUAAGGUACAAUAUUACAAGAAUUACAUCUGUUUAUUUAUACUUGAGUCUUCUUAACCCUUUACACCCUAACAUCAGUUGGCACAUUCUCCAUACUGCUCACCUUAUAUUUCCUAAGAUGCUGCCAAAGAGGAUUUGUUUUACAAUCCAUAGCUUCGUUAGUGGCUGAUCAUUUUCUUUAUUCUCGUGAUCUUUAUGCGUGAUUUGUAAGGAGAAAUUAGAUGCUAGGGCUAUUGAUAGAGUUGACUUUACCUUGUGAAGGGUCUUUUCUCUGUUUUACUUGUUACUGCUUCACAGAAAUCAAGAGCAAGAACUUUUGUUUGAAAGAGAAAAGUUAGAAGCUGCCUUUGAUCAACAACUAAAGAAACAGGUUGGUAGAACGAAAUUACUGGUCGGUUAUUUACACGAGGUCUAACCCGAACCACGGUUUUACGCAAUCAAUGGGCCUCAGAGGCUUAAAAGGGUUGAUUUUAUUGAUUUAAUGUCCUUCGACUGUUAGCUUUAUGCCCUCUUGACGCUGUUCACAAAAAUUUAAUGUUCAGAUAAAAGGUUCAGCUAAAUUGAUGGUUGUUUUGUCUACACGGCUACACUUUGUUCAAAAACUCAGACCAUGUAGUCUCAGACAUCUGAAUUUGCUGAAAAUGAUGUGUGUGGUCUUUUAACCUUUUAAAUCCUAACAUCAGUAUUCACGUUCUCAAUUCUUUCCUCUUUACAUUUACUUUGGUUCUGACUGUGAGAAUUUGUUUAACAAUCAAAGCCCCCUAGGUUGGUGAUCAUUUCCUUUAUUUUCGUGAUCUUAAUCAAUGAUUCAGCAAUAUUACAGUACGAAGAAGUAAGGUGCUGGUCACCCUCAGGGUUUAACGAGUUAAUGAACUGUACCAAUUUGCUAAGGUGAACAACCGGAAGUCGUCUGAUCCUAGUGUUUGCUUCCGUCUCCUUGGAGAGAGUUUUUAGAGUUAUAUAGAUUGUCACGCAACACCGCUGUAUCUUCAACCCAUGUGAGUCACGAAACUUUUCAGCGUGGCGGUUUAAGACAGGCGAGACACUACAUAAUUAUACAUUUUUUUUUUUUUUUUCUGUUUCAGCUCGAGACAGAACAAAAGAUUGGUAAAACAGAGAACAAGAUUCAUCUAGCAAAAUUGGAGAAUGAGCUCCUAAGACUGUACCAGGAUCUCUAUGGAUACACUGUUAUCUAUUAG
Molecule: messenger RNA, 14921 nt
Organism: Pocillopora meandrina
Lineage: Eukaryota; Metazoa; Cnidaria; Anthozoa; Scleractinia; Pocilloporidae
Source: the annotation of a GenBank genome assembly